Messenger RNA from Humulus lupulus (European hop), 843 nucleotides. RefSeq lists its product as uncharacterized. The transcript is spliced from 6 exons. The coding region runs from base 145 to 513 and encodes 122 amino acids. The record is from RefSeq and is a predicted model, not a curated record. Lineage: Eukaryota; Viridiplantae; Streptophyta; Magnoliopsida; Rosales; Cannabaceae.
GGUGGUGUUACAGAACAGAAGUAGAGAACAGAAACGGUGGGUCCGCUUCGAGUGUUUGGCAGAAGAGAAACUCAGAAGAAUACACAAGCAAAGUUCCGCUUCGACAAGAAAGGGAGAACUAGGAUUUUACAGUGAGGAAAAGCUAUGGACGAGCAUGAAUUUCGACGUAUCUUGGAUCUCUUCCCCGUCGUCCGAUCCCGAGAUUUUGUUUUUCAGGUUGAAUCUGAAUCAUCAAGUAGACAAUCAUCUUCUAAGCCGCCGCAGAAUGAAGAGCUAAAAGAUUGGCAAGACGCAUGGGAAGAAGGAGGUAGCAAACAAGUUGAAAUCAAAGGACCUGAUCAUAAUGAAGCGUUUUGGAAGAAGCUCAAGUCAGCUGUUGCGAGAAAGGUUGGUGCAGCAGACGCAGAGAAAUUUUGCAAGACAUUUCAGCGAAUUCAUAAUAAAGUCGUUAAUAAAGAACUGAGUUCAGAGGCUGCCCAAAGCUUUCUAAAAUUGUCAAUUUCUGACAAAUAGUUUAAAUCACGCUCUGUACAUUUGUUUGUCCAUUUUGUUUUUAAAUUAUAAAUGGCAGAGCCGGACAUUUCCGCUUGUGUGCGGAGGUAAUAGUUAUUUGGAUCAAAUUUAUGACUAUUAGAACAAGUAAUGGAGAGGUAAAUUCAAUGGAAAGAGAGUUUAUGUAGGUCUCACAAUUUUAGUUUCUAAGAACAUUAUAACACUCUGAAACUGAAACUGUGUGUGACAAUAGAAUGAGUACUUCGUCAUUGUCAAUGCUCUUGUAUACACAAGAUAAUAUUUUAACUGAGACAUAUUAAUCAAAACUAUAAGAUUUGUACUUUGAUCAAA